This is a messenger RNA of Cooperia oncophora, 312 nucleotides long. Lineage: Eukaryota; Metazoa; Nematoda; Chromadorea; Rhabditida; Trichostrongylidae. The record is from the annotation of a GenBank genome assembly.
AUGUUAAUUUUCAGAAUCUCAAGCCAUCCCGUCAUCCACGGUGUCCUUGUAAGGCAACCGAAAGCCAUUGCUCUCGGUGUUUCCCAGAUGGCAUUCAACACUCCAGUUGAAUCAAAGGUCCACGAAAUAGCCGUCGGAGUCUCACCAAACCUCUAUGAAGACGGAGGUGAUUCGUCUACGUAUCAGGAGGCAAGGAGGUCGAGUGGCUCUACCAGCCAAGCUCUCGGUGCAACGACGCUUCGUCGAAGUGCUGCAUUAGACGAGUUAGAUGAGCAGGUGCACCUUCAAUCAUCAUUAGUCAAUAAGCAAUAA